This is a messenger RNA of Maylandia zebra (zebra mbuna), 5962 nucleotides long. It is a transcript of the gene npepps, whose product is annotated as aminopeptidase puromycin sensitive. Gene Ontology annotation, biological process: peptide catabolic process; proteolysis. Gene Ontology annotation, molecular function: zinc ion binding; peptide binding; metalloaminopeptidase activity. Gene Ontology annotation, cellular component: membrane; cytoplasm. NCBI's taxonomy places the organism in Eukaryota, Metazoa, Chordata, Actinopteri, Cichliformes, Cichlidae. The record is from RefSeq and is a predicted model, not a curated record.
CAGUUUGUUCAUUAUUUCGCUGGGGGGAAAGGGAUUUAAAUUAAUAUACUGAAACAGAAAACACACAAAAAGCAUGAAACUGUAUAAAAAUCUUUCUGUCAAAGGUUUUUGAUAAUAUUACUGUCGCGUGUAUGUACAGUUUGUGCGUGACCACACACACACGCGCUCAGUGAGUACGUUGGAACGUGAUGACGUCGCAUGUCUGUAGGUCGACGCAGGGUUAGUGGAGUUGUUUGGGCUGUGAGAGGAGAGAUCCGUAGCUGGCAGUGCUGGGAGGGUUUCAAUUGAUGUUGUUGCUUCUGGGCCGCACGAUUCCGUUGUCAUUCGCCCAGAGUCACUACUUGCUGCCAAUCCUCACUGUCGAGGCUCGUUGUAGCCAGAUCCGUGUUAAUAAAACUCAGAGCGAUAGCCAGCAUUACACACAGCACCGUCUUCGUGAGCUCAAGCAACCAAAAUAUAGGAACCAUGCCCGAAAGGAGGCCCUUCGUACGGCUACCUACUGACGUUUACCCCGUCAACUAUGGUUUGUCUUUGAAGCCUGACCUGAUCGACUUCACGUUUGAAGGCAAGCUGGAGGCUUUGGUGGAGGUUACACAAGCUACAAAUCAGAUUGUGAUGAACUGUGCUGACAUCGACAUCAUCACAGCUUCCUUUGUACCACAGGGAGGAGAAGAAAUUAAUGCGACGGGAUUUAACUACCAAAAUGAGGAUGAGAAAGUCACCCUUUCAUUCCCUAGUGCUCUACAGAAAGGCUUCGGCACAUUGAAGAUCGACUUUGUCGGGGAGCUGAACGACAAAAUGAAAGGAUUCUAUCGAAGUAAAUAUACAUCUCCUACUGGAGAGAUUCGCUAUGCUGCUGUCACACAGUUUGAGGCCACGGAUGCUCGCAGAGCUUUCCCCUGUUGGGAUGAGCCAGCUAUCAAAGCCACCUUUGACAUCACUUUGAUAGUUCCCAAGGACCGAGUAGCCUUGUCAAAUAUGAAUGUCAUUGAUCGAAAGCCACACCCAGAUGAUGAAAACCUUGUCGAAGUCAAGUUUGCCACCACGCCCAUCAUGUCCACAUACCUUGUAGCUUUUGUCAUUGGUGAAUAUGACUAUGUGGAAAGCCAGUCAUCAGAUGGUGUAAUGGUACGCGUCUAUACACCGGUUGGAAAGGCUGAACAAGGGAAAUUUGCCCUGGAGGUUGCAACUAAGACCUUACCUUUCUACAAUGACUACUUCAGCGUUCCUUAUCCGCUGCCUAAAAUUGAUCUCAUAGCUAUUGCUGAUUUCGCUGCUGGUGCCAUGGAGAACUGGGGCCUUGUUACCUACAGGGAGACGGCAUUGCUCAUUGACCCGAAGAACUCCUGCUCAUCCUCCAGGCAGUGGGUGGCACUGGUGGUUGGACAUGAACUUGCCCACCAGUGGUUUGGAAAUUUGGUCACCAUGGAAUGGUGGACCCAUCUGUGGCUCAAUGAGGGGUUUGCAUCCUGGAUUGAGUAUCUGUGUGUGGACCACUGCUUCCCAGAAUAUGACAUCUGGACUCAGUUUGUCUCGGCCGACUACACCCGCGCUCUGGAUCUGGACGCGCUGGACAGCAGCCAUCCCAUAGAGGUGAAUGUGGGCCAUCCAUCAGAGGUCGAUGAAAUCUUUGAUGCCAUCUCCUACAGCAAAGGAGCAUCUGUGAUUCGCAUGUUGCACAACUACAUCGGAGAUGAGGACUUUAGGAAAGGAAUGAACGCCUAUCUUUUGAAGUUCCAACAUAAAAAUGCAUCAACAGAGGACCUAUGGGACUGUUUGGAACAGGCCAGUGGGAAACCCAUUGCUGCAGUGAUGGGCUCAUGGACCAAGCAAAUGGGCUUCCCCAUAAUAGCCGUCGACCAGGAACAGCAAGGUGAUGACUGCGUCCUCAAGAUAUCGCAGAAGAAGUUCUGUGCCAGUGGACCACAUAAUGAAGAAAACUGCCCCAGCUGGAUGGUCCCCAUUAGUAUUUGUACCAGUGAGGACCCCAAAUGCACCAAGCUCAAGGUUCUGCUGGACAGACAGGAGACCACCAUCACUCUGAAUAGUGUUGGCCCAGACCAGUGGAUCAAGAUCAACCCCGGCACUGUGGGCUUCUAUCGCAUCCAGUACAGCUCGUCCAUGCUGGAGAGUUUGCUCCCAGGCAUCAGAGACCUCAGCCUGCAGCCUGUGGACCGACUGGGACUGCAGAAUGACCUCUUCUCCCUUUCUCGUGCAGGGAUGAUCAGCACAGUGGAGGUGCUGAAGCUGAUGGAAGCCUUUGUCAAUGAGCCCAACUACACAGUGUGGAGUGACCUGAGCUGCAACCUGGGAGUGUUGUCUUCUCUGCUGUCCCACACCGACUUCCACGAGGAAAUCCAGGAGUUCAUCCGGGACCUCUUUACUCCCAUUGGCCUCAAGCUCGGCUGGGACAGUAAACCGGGGGAAGGUCACCUGGAUGCUCUGUUGAGAAGCCUGGUUCUGGGGAAACUGGGUAAGGCAGGACACAAACCCACACUGGAAGAGGCCCGGCGGAGAUUCAAGGAUCACGUGGAUGGCAAGCAGGUUUUACCUGCGGACCUGAGAAGUCCGGUGUAUCUAACAGUAUUGAAGCAUGGAGAUAGUGCUACACUGGACACGAUGCUGAAGCUCCACAAGCAAGCAGACAUGCAAGAGGAGAAGAAUCGAAUCGAGCGAGUUCUCGGAGCCAUCUCUGCCCCUGAUCUCAUCCAGAAAGUGCUCAACUUUGCCCUCUCGGAAGACGUUCGUCCCCAGGACACGGUUUCAGUAAUCGGGGGAGUGGCAGGAAGCAGUAAACAAGGACGGAAAGCUGCCUGGAAGUUUGUCAAGGAUAACUGGGAGGAACUUUAUAACCGCUACCAGGGAGGAUUUCUCAUAUCAAGGCUUAUCAAGCUCACAGUCGAUGGAUUUGCUAUUGAUAAAAUGGCUGUGGAAGUCAAGAGUUUCUUUGAGAGUCACCCGGCGCCAGCGGCCGAGCGUACCGUGCAGCAGUGCUGUGAGAACAUCCUCCUCAAUGCCGCCUGGCUUAAGCGUGACGCAGAAGACAUCCACCAGUAUCUACUCCAGCGCAAAGCACCCCCUGUCUGAACUACCAACCCUGUCGCCCCCACUCCCUACCCCCACCCCCAACUACAGACCAGAACGGGAGACCAGAGGGUACUUUGCAGCAGGCUUCAUUUCUCUAAAGAAACUGCAAGAAACAAGAAGACAAAGCCAAGAAUUGAACAGUGUGUUGGAAACACAGACUCUUUUUACGUUAACAAGCAAAAUUCUGUUUAGACAGACCAGGAAUGUAGUUUUAUCCCCAUUCUGCCCAUCAGCAGAUGACCCAUCUGUUAGUCAGCACGCAAGUUUUAAGUCUCGCAAGCACCUCGACCCUCGAAAUGAUCGCCAACCCUGCUAACGGUCACAUGACCAGCCCGUAAACACCCCUUUAUCCACUUUGGCUCGUAGCUGAGAAAACUGUGAACCCUGUCCUCCUCUUUCCUGCUGUCGGCCAUUCUGAAUGCAUGAAGUGUCUGAGGUUUGUUUUUUCUUCUUUUUCCUCCCUGCAUUUGCUGCUUUAAUUAUACCACUUAGUCCUCCUUGCUGUGAUACUUUCCCACAUCCUUGUUUCUCUCACACGUUCCUCCUGGUCUUCCUUCACUUUUGGGCGCUGUGAUUGGGUAAACUAAAAAAACAACCUGGGCAGAAUGGGGUUAAUAACCAUAGUGUGUGUUGUAGUUUCCAACAGCACUGAUUCUACAUUGCUAAUAAAUGGUUAGGACGAGGUGAGCAACGCUAGCAUGGUACUACAUUAUAAAUUGUAUAAUGCAAGCAUUAUUUUAUUUUUAAGUUGUUUUGUUUUUGUUGCCAGUAUUCCUAGCAAAGAAUUAAAUGGAAAGGUUCAUGGAUACCUGUUUCCACUCCCCCAGGAAGAAAAAACAAACAAACCUCAAGCUUGUUUGUGUUGAGCAGAGGUUGUGUAGUUAAAAUCAUCCAGAUUCUUUAUCCUUCUCCCACAAUGAAAUGACGGUCCAGGCGUGUUUUUAUAAAAGCGAUGCAGUUAUAUAUUUAAAUGUUGCGAUAAUCCUGUUAUGUGAGGACAAGGAAAGAAAAAGAUCACAACACUACUUACCGGGGCCUUUUCUUUCUGAAGUAAAAUCCUGAAACGCCUCUCCGUAGGGUUGAGAAUCCAGCAAGACCCAGUUCGGACUUUUGCGGGCACGACACAUCGACGUUGACCCUGCCGUCGACCUCGGAAGCCUUAAACCGGUCGACCGGUUUUGCAGUAAAUAUUCAGCACUGAAGCGGUGAUCAUAGGGGACUUCCUCAUAAACAUCAAAUGGAUCUAAUGUGACAGAUUACACAGACUUGUUGAACGAGUAUAUCUAUUAUAGAAUUUACAAUUUGAUGUGUUUUUUUGGAAACAUACCAACGAGUCGUCUAACCUGUUGUCGAGACCCCGCCCCCUCCCUUGGAACAUUUGUUGUUUUUUGGGGUUUUUUUGUUUUGUUUUGGGGUUUUUGUUAAAAAAUACAGUUGGUGUUCAUUAAAGUGGAAAAGGAUUAUAAAAACUAAUGAUGUGAAAUCAGUACAUGUUGAGUUUUAUGAGUGAGGGGGUGAGUGUACGUAAGAAUAUCAUUUUUAGCUCGUGCAGCUCCUGUUCCUGUUAACCCUAGCCAGUUUUUUCUUUUCUUUCCUAGUUUGAAUUUAUAGUAUUGUAUCAAAUCAAACGCACUGAAUAAUUAAUUUCCUUUUUUGAAAAGGGGGCCGUUUAAAAAGGGGACUGCCUGAAUGUGUGUGCCUGCUCACAAUGUGGCUGAGCAUCUUUCUUGAGCACAACUCAAACAUGUGUCGCUGAAGUCAUUUGUCACAGGAAAUUAAAGAGAAAACAUAUAUACAAAAAUGAAACAUGUCCAGCUUUGGAUGAUCCAGGGAGCUGUCAGUUCACUGGUAACUCAAGCUGAAAUAUGAGAAUUGCUUUCCAAAUUUUACUCAGGUGCUCAGCAAUAGAUCUGCAAAAUCUGAAGCCGGUGGUUUGAACAGAUACUUUUCAACUUACGAGUAAGCUUGUUUCUUAGAAGCAAAUUACAACCAGACAACGAAUGCACACCAACUGCUUAACUCCCUGAAACUAGAUUUAUUAAAGGUUAAUUCUGAUAGAAAGUUAAAAUCACAUUUUGGUUUUUAGUAAAAAAUACCUGUGUUCUCUGAACAUGCAGAUGUUUAAAUUACUCUGAUUGUAGUUGAACAUGAGGAGCAAAUGUAAAUAUACAGUUUAUUAAAGUAACUGGUGUCUGUCCAUUAAGGACAAUGUUCAGGGGCUUUUACAAAAAAAGGCUUUCUGGGAAGCUUAUUGUAGUAACAUUCAUCAUUCAUCAGCAGAGCUUGGUUAUCAUCCAGGCACUAGAAACCUAAAUGACAAAAGGACGUAUGAUGGCAAAGCCGCGAGAUACAGAGGUAGAGCAAUAUGGGAUAGAGACUAGCAGAGUAGAGCCUAUACAUAGCUGUUCUACAUUUUUAUGGCAUUUUAAACUAUAUUAAUAUUGUCUGCAUAUUUUAAGCCCUUUGGCAUCAAGGUUGAAAGGUUGUACACUAUUCAAAAGCACCAGACCUACUGAGUCUCAGUGCAAAGCAUUUUAAGUGUCUUCCACUUACCUAGUCAUAGGGUGAAAGGCAGGGUACACCCCAGACAAGCUGCAACUGCAUCGCAGGGCUGACAGAUAUUUAACCGCUGGUGCUGAUUACUGCACCACUGUACCAGCCUUUUUAUUUGCAAAUUUAUUCUUUCAGUUUUUUUCAGUUUCUUAAAUUUCUAUACUCUCUGUUUUCCAUACUUAUGGCUGUGGGUCAUUAUCCCAUAUAGCAUAAAAGAAAUACACCCUAUGUGUUUAAUAUGUUUAAGGAAAAAGAAUAUAUUGCAUAUGUAUAGCCUUAAAGUGACCUAAAGCACUACCUGAAAUAAAAAUGAGUAAUUUAA